AUGGCAAGCGAAGAUAUCGAAGAAAUCGUGAUAGAUUCUGACGAAGAAGUGGCAACGAAAGAGAAACCAUCUACAAGCAAGAACAAAAACGACGUUAUUAGAUCGACAGGCAAAGUUAAGAACGAAGUUGUCAGCAUUGAGGAAACCGACGCUUCAACAUCUACUGCGAAUUCUACUAGCACCGAAGCUAUGAAAGCCCAGAAGAUUGCAGCGAAUGAUGGUGUGAAAAUAAUGAAGAUAGCCGAUUUGGAAGUUGAACGUGAUAGAGUGUUAAAAGAAGUUUUUGGUCAUAAGAAAUUCAAAAGUUCGCUUCAGAAAAAGGCUACAAAUUGUAUACUUUUGAGGAAAGCUGACGUGUACGUCUCAUUGCCUACCGGAGCAGGAAAAUCUUUGUGUUACCAGCUUCCUGCGGUUGUUCAUGCGGGCGUGACCGUCGUUGUUUCUCCUCUUAUAGCCUUGAUAACGGAUCAGAUUGCGGCUUUGAAGGAGAAGGGUAUUCCCAGCGAGUCGCUUAAUUCAAAAUUGAGUGCACCGGAGAGAACUCGAAUAAUAGAGGAUCUACGCAAUAACAAGCCUACUCUGAAACUGCUCUAUAUAACACCGGAAGCGGCGGCUACCGACAACAUGCGAAGGUGCGCGUUUAUUUACCGUUUACUCACCUUGGGAAAGUUAUGUUUAUCUCAGUCAUUUAUUCUUGAAGAUGUAUUUUGCUUUUCGCACUUCAUCUCAAUCGAAACCGUGUUUAUUGAGACGUUCAAGUUGUUUACAGCAGUAAGCUGA
Cylicostephanus goldi is the source of this 780-nucleotide messenger RNA. NCBI's taxonomy places the organism in Eukaryota, Metazoa, Nematoda, Chromadorea, Rhabditida, Strongylidae. The record is from the annotation of a GenBank genome assembly.